This is a messenger RNA of Paramecium tetraurelia, 1350 nucleotides long. RefSeq lists its product as uncharacterized. The transcript is spliced from 7 exons. The record is from RefSeq and is a predicted model, not a curated record. Gene Ontology annotation, molecular function: metal ion binding. Lineage: Eukaryota; Ciliophora; Oligohymenophorea; Peniculida; Parameciidae.
AUGUCCACAAUAAAGAAACCUUUACCACGACCAAAGCAACAAAGAUGUGAAAUUUGCCAAAGAAAUUUCUCAUUAUUAUUAUAAUAACAUUAAUGUAAAAGAUGUAAACGAGCAGUUUGCUUUGAUUGCGGAAAGUUUAAAGCUAUUAUUGUCGACUAUGAUCUCAAAACUUAACAUCGAUGUUGUAUUAUUUGUAAAGAGGAAUAACUCGCCAUUUAAGAUAUUAUUUCUAAGGAAUAGUUAUCUUUUAAUAAAAAUUCACUAAUAACUAACUAAUGGCUUAGAUACUCUCUCGACAAUGUUCGAGAACAAGAUCUCAUUGAUGAAUACUACGCGAUAUUAGGGUAAAGUAAAAAUAAUUUGCCACCGUCAGCAGCUGAAGAACUAAAAUCCAUCCCAGUUAUAUUGAACUAAAUUCGCAAUUAGUAUAACUAUUCUAUGAAAGAAUUCGACUAUUACUUAACUAAAGAUUUAAUGGAUAAUAUGUCAGCAAUAUUUCUAUAAUCAGUAUUGUAAUGUCUGCUCUAUAAAAAUCCAAACAUUCAAAUUAAUCAAAAUUUAGUUUAAAUGACAUAUUUUCUAUUGUGUUUUCAUUCUUCGCCUCUUGUGUUUCAUUUUAUCAAUUGUUUUAGAGAAGAAAUUUCCUUAGGAAGAUUCUUAGAUUAAAACGAUUCGAUCAAAGAUUACGAGAUAGAUUUUCUAUUAGAAAUUGGAAAAAAAAAUUAUCUAAUUGAGCCAACCGAUUUGCUUUAUUUUAGGAAAUAUUUGGAGAAACAUGCUGAGAAGAUGUUGUCAAAUACUUUCUUUAAUUUUGUCAAUGUGUAAUGUCUAAUAUUUAUUUAUGAUCAUGUUUUAAAAUUUAGAGAUUACUUUGAAUUAGAAAAAAUUGCUACUUUGAUUGGAUCAUUAUAUCUAAAUGAUUUCAAGUAAAAAGGGUUAGAUGAUGAAUAUUUCACUAAUUAAAUUAUCAAGAAUACCAAGCCAUCGGUUUUAAAGGAAUAUUUAAGUAAAGAGGAUAGAAUAAGACUUAAUGACAAGAGGUAAACCUAUUCAAAGAGUGAAGACAUAUUUCUAUUGUAAUUUCAACAAAAAUUGGAUCACUAAAAUGAAACAAAACAGAUUCUAUAUUUAUUAGAUGAUUGCUUGUUAAAAAAAUAGCCAUUAAAUAAUCAUCAUAAAUAACUUAUAUCCUAAUUGAAUUAAAAACAAUAACAGAUAAUAAAUGAUCUAUUGAAAAUCAAUUACAAUAAACCCAAAGAGCAAGAUGAAAGUUAAUUAUAUCAUAAAAUUGAAACCCAUUCAAAUUCUUCUACUCAAAUUAAAUUUGAUAAAAGUGAAUUAGUAGAUUGA